Necator americanus (New World hookworm) is the source of this 318-nucleotide messenger RNA. RefSeq lists its product as uncharacterized. The transcript is spliced from 2 exons. NCBI's taxonomy places the organism in Eukaryota, Metazoa, Nematoda, Chromadorea, Rhabditida, Ancylostomatidae. Bases 1 to 318 code for a protein of 105 amino acids. The record is from RefSeq and is a predicted model, not a curated record.
AUGCUGAUGCUGAAUAAUGCGGAUGCUAAAGCAAAAACAUUUCAAAAAACUUUUGCAAGCACCAAAGAACUUCAUAUAAUCAGACAGCAGAUAGAGGAGGCAGAAACGAGAGUAAUGUUUGUGAAGAAGAAUUCAAAGAAUUUUAUCCAUUAUUUCAAGACGAAGGCGAAUAUCACGUUAAAACCCGACGAAGAUUAUGAUGAUCAUGAUGAUCAUGAUGAUGAUGACGAUGAUGAUCAUGAGAAGGAAAAAGAAGGUGGUGAUAGAAAUGAUGAAUCUACCGCUUACAAUAAUGACAACGUCGAUUUUGCAAGUUAA